Brassica oleracea var. oleracea is the source of this 590-nucleotide messenger RNA. RefSeq lists its product as uncharacterized. NCBI's taxonomy places the organism in Eukaryota, Viridiplantae, Streptophyta, Magnoliopsida, Brassicales, Brassicaceae. The transcript has a single exon. The coding region runs from base 15 to 392 and encodes 125 amino acids. The record is from RefSeq and is a predicted model, not a curated record.
UCUCCAACUCCCAUAUGUCUUCUUGCACUAACCACUUCCUCCGCCUCCAUGUCCUUAUAAAUAUCCUCAUGAGUUCACUCUUUAACAAGAUCACGCCAAUCACAUCAUCACCGCUAACACUUUUUAAUAUGAAGAGACCGAGAGAGGAGAUGAAGGAAGAGGAGACUGACUUAUCAUUGGCUACCGCAGCCAUGGCGGUUGCAACCGCAGCCGCGGUGGCUGAGGAGGAGAAAUUGUGGUGCAGUGGAGUUGUGGAGGAGAUGACGUGGGGCAACGUGUGGUUACCUUUUUGGGACGUUGAGUUUGUUGGAAGAAACUACAGUUUAUUGUUCAGCGAUGUUGCUUGGGAUGAUGAUAUUUGGAACCUCAAGAAUCUAACUCAUUUCUCAUAGUCCUUUUCUUUAAGAAAAUAAAUAAUCUGAUUUAUAAUUCCUUCUAAAUAAGUUUUCCUUAUAUGAGGUUAAUAUGAAAGUAAUUAUCUAUAGAUUUAAGAAUUAGUCUGUUUAGAAUCUAUGUUUAGACCUUAAUAAUAGUGUAUUGUUAAGUUGUUUAUAUAUAUACAAACGCCUUUCAAGAGUGAUUCUUGCCAA